AUGUCCCAGCGUCCGUCACAGCCGACAAGUCAGCCGGCGGGUUACUUGCCAUAUGGAAGACAACGACUACGGGACCAGCAGUCCACAGUAGGUCACCUUGGACAGGCCGAAAACUCGCCGGACGCCCGAAAACACGGCAGUCAAUAUUUCGCCAGUAGCUUGCCGGCUGAGAAUACUCAGUUCAUUGAUUCGGACAUGCAAGGGCUCACCCUGCCGUCUGAAACGUUGGAGAAUGCUGGCCUAUCGGCACAAUACGUCGGCAACUCAACAGAAGUGCAACCGAGGCAAUUCACGAACGAUAUUACAGACCGAUUAUUGGCAGUCAGAGGCCGAUUAGAUCGAGUCAUCAAAACAUCAAAACAAGUGAGACUCUAUAUAGAGCAAAUUCAACAUCUCGAUGCGACGGUGACAAAGAUCACAAACUGUCUGAAUGGCUUGUCAUGGGGACCCCUGCCGGACGGAGGGAAUAUUGAGAAUGAAAACAGAUGGUUAAGGGAGCACUCGGAAGGGUGGAACAGUAGUCGUCUUCUGUCCAGCACCUGCUGUGUAUGA
Messenger RNA from Colletotrichum truncatum, 552 nucleotides. NCBI's taxonomy places the organism in Eukaryota, Fungi, Ascomycota, Sordariomycetes, Glomerellales, Glomerellaceae. The record is from RefSeq and is a predicted model, not a curated record.